Messenger RNA from Kluyveromyces lactis, 2055 nucleotides. RefSeq lists its product as uncharacterized. Gene Ontology annotation, biological process: transmembrane transport; nitrite transport. The record is from RefSeq and is a predicted model, not a curated record. Lineage: Eukaryota; Fungi; Ascomycota; Saccharomycetes; Saccharomycetales; Saccharomycetaceae. Bases 1 to 2055 code for a protein of 684 amino acids. The transcript has a single exon. Gene Ontology annotation, cellular component: membrane. Gene Ontology annotation, molecular function: high-affinity secondary active nitrite transmembrane transporter activity.
AUGGUUGAUGAUUCGUACUAUAUCACUCCGCAUGAGACAGCUCUCGCUGUUGUUGCGACUUCUAUGAAGAAGGCAAGACUCCGAUUUGAUACUUUGGUGAUAAACUCAUUGAUGGGUGGAAUACUCUUCAGUGCAGGUGGCAUGCUUUUCGUCGCAGCGCGAUCCGAGAAUCCGUUAAUUUUCGAACAACAUCCAGGAAUGACAAACUUCUUAGGAGCCUUCACUUUCUCUAUUGGUCUCUUUUACGUUAUCAUCAACGGUGCUGAUCUUUUCAACUCUAACGUCUUGUUCUUUACUGUGGGUUUUCUACGUGGAGCUGUAUCCAUAUAUGAUCUUUUCGUUAGUUGGGCAAUAAGUUGGUUGGGGAACAUUGCCGGGACUUUAUUUGUAUGCUACGUCAUCUGCCAUCUAUCUGGCACUACUACCUCCGAACUACUUGUCGCCGGAUCAAUAUCCAUUGCAGAAGGCAAAGCUAGCUCAAGUUUCAUUCAAACAUUCAUUAAGGGUAUCGCUGGUAAUUUUUACGUUUGCUUGGCCGUUUAUUUACAACUUAUGUGCAAACCAAUCCAUGUUAAACUAAUUGUCAUGACCAUACCAACAUUCACUUUUGUCGCUUUGGGAUUCACUCAUGUGGUUGCAGAUAUGUCGAUGCUCAUGAUUGGUAUGCUUAACGGUGCAAAUGUGUCAGUCGGUACUUAUAUUUGGAAAUUACUCAUCCCAGCAACCUUAGGAAACAUUAUAGGUGGGUCCUUCUUUAGUGGAGUGAUUCCAUAUUACCUACACUUACGUGUUGUGGAACGCGAUAGGAAACAACUAUCCUUACCUGAAUUUGAGGCUAGAGAUGAGCAACCUGAGUUGAAUAUGGACUCAAGAGUCGUUAGGGUGGAUCCUAAGGAGACAGCAGAGGCUGAAGAUGACUCAGAUAUAGAUUCAGAUGAUGAAAACUACGGCUUACUGUCCGAGAAACAAUCUUCAGAUAGUACAGGACGUAACGCCUCUGAUGAUCAGGUACUCCCAUACGUUGGUACUGAUGGUACUUCCAGAGAUCUUCAUAGAAGUGAGACUAAUGGUACAAUGGCAUCACUUCGGUCACAUGGCUCUAAAAUACGUUCUCCACCUGGUGUUUUCCCAGUAAGAGGAAUGGGUAAACCAUUGGCAAAAGAAAGAAGUAUAGUUGAUUCAGAAUACUCCAACGAAUCGCAUCACUCUUCAAAGGCUUCACCGUCUGUAAAUUCUUUUGAUAUGAUAUCCAUGCGUAGUGAUGAGGAUUCUACUUUGGAAAAUCCUAUCGGAUUCCAAGGUGUAUCGCAACAACCGUCUUUACAAGAACGGAGAAAUUCUAUUCUACGUACGUUAUCUCGUAUUCCUACUGUUCACUCUAAUCCCUUGCACCAUAUGAGUUCUCAAGAUGACCAAGAGUAUAAGAAAGAAGUGGAAGAAUAUGAAAAGGAAGGUCAUUACAAUGUAAGAGACCAUAAGCUAGGUACUAAACUAGAAAAAGCACUAACAAGAAUCGCCACCCGGAAAUCCAAUGAAGAGCUAUCGGAUAUGCUCCCAAGAACGACGCAAGAUAUUUUCCCGGAACAAAAACCUGCCGAUGAAAUGAAUCCAAUAAACUCAAGAAGGAGUGGGACUACCAUGUCCGGAUUACUCAAAACGAUCAGUAAACAGUUCGUUCCAACAAAGCAGCCAGCCGAUGUAAAUGAGGUUCACAGAAGACUCAGUCAAGCUGGCAUCACCACCAAGGCUGCCAAUGCAUCAGACAAUAUUGCGGGGAUCGAAAAUUAUGAUGGAAUUGAACUACCCUCACAUUCUCCCUACUACAGAAGACCCUCUAAUAUAAGCAAUGAUUCGACUUCAAAUUCACUCUAUACUAUGGGCUCUGUUAACAGAAGCAAGACGCCGUCCUUUAUAGUUGAUAUGGGUCAUGCAUCCAACCCAAUCGGCGGAGGAGGUGUAUCUGUUGCAGGAAAAAGAAAAUCAUACCCUCUGAAAACCAUACCUCAUUUUGAUAAUGACAAUUUUGAGGAACAAAGUGUGACAGACUUGCAUUAG